AUGGCAAAGUCUCCGCAGCAUAUCUCACCGAAUCCUGGUGCCAGUCCAACGAAGAAGUCACCCCAGCUUUCGCCGAAUCCCUCCUCAAGCCCAAUGAAGAAAUCACCACAGCACAUUUCACCAAUUCCACCAGCAAGCCCAAUGAAGAAGUCACCACAAUUUGGGGUGGGUGGGGGGGGAGGAGGGUUAAGGAGUGGUGGGGGGGUGGGGGGGUGGGGGGAUUGGGGGGGGGUUGGGAGGGGGGGGGGGGGGGCGGGUUGGGGGGGGGGGGGUGGGGGGGUGGGGGGGGGGGGGGGUGGGGGUGGGGGGGGGGGGGUGGGGGGGGGGGGGGGGGGGGGGGGGGGGGGGGGGGGGGGGGGGUGGGGGGGGGGGGGGGGGGGGGGGGGGGGGGGGGGGGGGGGGGGGGGGGGGGGGGGGGGGGGGGGGGGGGGGGGGGGGGGGGGGGGGGGGGGGGGGGGGGGGGGGGGGGGGGGGGGGGGGGGGGGGGGGGGGGGGGGGGGGGGGGGGGGGGGGGGGGGGGGGGGGGGGGGGGGGGGGGGGGGGGGGGGGGGGGGGGGGGGGGGGGGGGGGGGGGGGGGGGGGGGGGGGGGGGGGGGGGGGGGGGGGGGGGGGGGGGGGGGGGGGGGGGGGGGGGGGGGGGGGGGGGGGGGGGGGGGGGGGGGGGGGGGGGGGGGGGGGGGGGGGGGGGGGGGGGGGGGGGGGGGGGGGGGGGGGGGGGGGGGGGGGGGGGGGGGGGGGGGGGGGGGGGGGGGGGGGGGGGGGGGGGGGGGGGGGGGGGGGGGGGGGGGGGGGGGGGGGGGGGGGGGGGGGGGGGGGGGGGGGGGGGGGGGGGGGGGGGGGGGGGGGGGGGGGGGGGGGGGGGGGGGGGGGGGGGGGGGGGGGGGGGGGGGGGGGGGGGGGGGGGGGGGGGGGGGGGGGGGGGGGGGGGGGGGGGGGGGGGGGGGGGGGGGGGGGGGGGGGGGGGGGGGGGGUAGGGGGGGGGGGUUGAUUGGUUGUGGGGUUUUAUGUGGUUUGUGA
Molecule: messenger RNA, 1017 nt
Organism: Dicrocoelium dendriticum
Lineage: Eukaryota; Metazoa; Platyhelminthes; Trematoda; Plagiorchiida; Dicrocoeliidae
Source: the annotation of a GenBank genome assembly